AUGGCAGGAAAUCAAACCUUCAAAGGAUUUAUGAAUGCAAUUAACGUGCCAGAUUUUUCAAUCAUGAAUAUCGAGAAUGCACUUAAUUACGUAAUGGGAAUUUCAAAUGUUAAAAAUAUUUUCAGAACACUCCCAGAUACUUCUAUUCGUGCACAAGUUAUUAAGCAAGUUAUUAAGCUUAAAGUUGAUUCGAGUUCUACUGUUGUAUGGGAAAUUACCAAUGAUAUAUUUGAAGUCAAAAGUGCAUUUAUUUAUCCAGUUUUAACAGAACUUUCAAAUUUACGAUAUUCUUCUGGAAGAUUCGAUAACCUUGUUCCGACCAUUGUGAAAAUUAUGAUUAAUAACCCUCGACUUACAAAUAUGAAGGUUAUUGUUGAGAUUAACGAUGAAUCUAAUCAUGAAUUCACGUGGCAACCUGAAAUUUCAAAAGUUUUUCAGGAAAGAUCUGUACAUGACUAUCUUUUGAAUACAAGGGUUCCGCGAGAAAGUUGGAGCACUAUCAACCUUAGUUCACUACUUAAUAUAAUGAUGCCAAGAUUAUCAGGAUCAUCAGAAUUAUCAGAAUUCUUUCCUUUACCACUUGAGUCGAUAUCAUUAUUAAAUCGAAUAAUUAAUAGAGAAUUUUCAGAAAUAGAUUUUUUAUUUGGUUUAACAAAAUCGAAUGUAGUAGUUCGUAAAGCCAAAUUAAUUUUGAAUUCAGAAAUGAUGAACACAAGCAUUAAGCUUGAUGCCACGGAAAUUUCAAAGCUUACGAAUUUAAAAGUUACGAUCACUGGUCUAGAUGCAGAUAAACAAAGCGUAGAAUUUGAAGCCAGUGCAAUGAUCAAAGAUCUUGAAGUCAAGGUGUUUACACAUAACGAAUAUGAACAAUUUAUAUCGAUAAAGUUUAAAAAUUGUACCCCUCUUUCUAAAAUUGUGACAACUAUAUUAGACGCUACAAAAAUAAAAACAUUUGAUGAUUUAAUAGUUCCUUUGCAUGAUAUAAACUUGAAUGAUUUCCUAAGAAUCAAUAAAAAUAUUGAAUUUGGUAUGUCAUUUAGUCCAAUAACAGAACAACCAACGAUGGAUUAUAAGUUAAACAAUAUUUAUAUUAUUUCAAAUAACAAUAAUAUUUCUCGAACAUGGUUGUCUCGAUUACCUUCUCAAAUUAAACCGGUUGGAAGUCUUAAUGAAACUAUCAAGAUAUCAAUAUAUGAUCCAUUAGAUAUAGCAAAAUUGACAGUCGGUUUAGAAAUUAAAUUCUAUAUUUCUAUUAAAGAUACUUCAAUAAAUCUUUCUGCAAAACUUGCAUAUCGACCAAUAACGCCAGAACAGUAUAUUAUUACUAUUGAAUCACCGAAUUCAGAUUCAGACAAUCCUUUAACAAUUAAACAACUAUUACAAAGCUUAAGUCUCUAUGAUACGUUUAUUAAACUAAAAGAAUUUGCACCAGUUAUCUGGAAUAAUAUUGUUAAACAAGCAAAAAGGAUUGAAUUUCGAUGUCUUAAGUUGCAAAUUCAAAAAUUAUCAAAUAAACAAGUAACCGAAUACAAAAUUAAUAAAUUCCAACUUAAUAUCUCAAUUCCAAGUUUUGAGAUUAAAAAAGAUUUAAUUGAAUUUAAACAAACAAAUCUCGAACUUGAAUAUUCAGAUAAAAAAUGGGUUGGAAAAUUCAAUGGAAUAGUUAUGAUAGAUAAGAAAUAUAAUUGUUUUAUUAAAUAUUUGGCACCCACAAGAGAUUACCCUGGAAAUUUAUUCAUCGAAAAUUUUUCAAAAAAUUUUACAUUAUCAGAAAUUUUUCGAAUUUUUGAAUUUGGGGAUAUUUUAGAGAUUCCAAUUCUAAAUUUACUUUCGAGCACCAAUAUUUCGAUAAUCAAGGUUAAGUUGGCUAAAAACUCGGUUUUUUCUAUUCAAGAAUUAUCUAUUGAUCUCAAAGUGGAUAGUGAUCUAAAAUUGGAACCUUUAACAAUCAAUCAAUUGAAAAUACAUAUAUUUUAUUCUCGUGUAAAGGAUAAAGGUAGUUUAACGAAUUUGGAAUUUAAUAUUGAAGGUAAUAUUAAUGAUAUAUUCAAAGCAAACUUGAGCUAUGAUAAUAAAAAACAUCAAGUUCGAGCUAAUUUAUCACCUUUAUCACCUUACAAAGAACAAAAUCUUGCAAAAACUGUUGACUUGUUGAUACCUUCGACAAAAACUUUUAAUAAUUCUAUAUUUAAUAAAAUAUCUAAUUAUACUAUAACAUCAGUUGACUUGAUCAUAGAUGGUAUAAGUAAAAUUGAUAAAAUUAUUAGUUCAUAUGUCAAAGAGUUUUCAAUUGAUGUAAAAGGAGAACUAAUUCUCGGAGAAAACAAUCUUGAUAAAUUGGUACUAAAAUAUUGCAAAGAAACGAAUAAUGGUACACUAUUUAAUUUAGAAGCUAUCAUAUCUCGUCAGAAUUCAUUACAACCACACGUAAAUAAUUUCAAAGCAAAAAUAAUAAUCGAUUGUAAAAGUAAAGAUGAUAGCAUGAUAGUGAAAGCUUCAAUCUUACCACUUGAACAAACUUCCUUAUCUUUAAUUGAUUUAUUAAAUCUUGUCACGGGAGAAUGUCAACCUAAGUUACCUAAUUUACCAGAUUUACCAGAUUUAACAAUGUUUGAUAACCUUAAAGUCGAAGAUGAAAGUUUUGUCGAAAUUUCAUUGCAACAAUUUCAGAUCAUUAAAUACACUAUUUUAGUAAAAAGUGACACUUCCUAUAAACUGCUAGAAGAGCCUUUAAUUAAUUUAGAGUCUGUUGGAGUAUUAGUUAAAUAUGAUCGUAACAAGACAAAAGAUAAAAUGUUUGAAGGAAUAAUAUUCGGAACAUUUACUCCUAAUGAUUUAAUUAGAAUUUUAUUAGUAAUCACAAAAUCUGAAAAAGUCGAUGGUGACAUUGUCAUUGCGAGUGCAUUAGCUACCACUAAUGAAAAGGUAAUUUACUUUUCAGACAUUGCGAAAGUAUUUAUACGAUGGCAAGAUAAUAAUGAAUGGUUAAAGCACGACAUGAAACAAUUGGAAUUUAAAGCAUCAUUACCAAAUGAACUCUAUGGAAUACCAAAUGAACUUUAUGGGUUGAUUUGCAAUCAAUUCGUUUCCUCCAAUCCAGAAGCUUAUCUUUAUAUUAAUAUUACAAAAAAGGUUAUUGCAUUAUUUACAAAAAUUGAAUUAAUUGGAGAUGCCUUACUUUUGGUUAAAAAAUCGUCUAAAGUUGAAGAUGAUUUUGAAGACUAUUUUAAAGAUGAUUUUGAAGAUUAUUUUAAAGAUGAUUUUGAAGAUGAUUUUAAAGACGAUUUUGAAGAUGAUUUUGAAGACGAUUUUGAAGAUGAUUUUAAAAACGAUUUUAAAGAUGAUGAUUUUAAAGAUCAUUUUAAAGAUGAUUCUAAAGAUAAUAAAUGGGAAUAUAUUUUUGCUGUUAACACCCGUGAAGGAUUUAAGUUCACAGAUAUAUUUAAUUCAUCAAAUGAUAUAGAUGACGUAUUACCACUUACGCGAGGAAUUCUUUUAUUAAACUCAAACAAAACAUUUAAAACAUUCGAUCAAGUUAAGGAUGAACUAAAUGGCCCAAUUUUGAUAGUCAAGGAUAUUUUAGCAUCAUCAAAUAUUAAAAAUAUUAAUAUUAAUCCACUUAUUACAAUUGAAUUACCAACUAAUCGCGAUGAUGUUUACGCUCCAUUGAAAAUAUUAAAACCUGGAUUCAGUUUGUAUGCCGAAUUAAAUUAUAAUAUACCAUUUCAUACAUUGUUGAGUAAUUUUUAUGCUACGUGCAUUUUAGAAUCACAAUACCCAGAAGUCAAAUUUGUGACAUUUAUAGGUACUGAUGGUUCGUCAAAUAGUGAAUUCAAUGCAGAAAUCACGAAUUUAACAUUUUAUGGUGGUUUGAGUUUUGAAUUUAUUCGGUUAAAGUUUGUACCAAAUUAUAAGAAAUUAAUAAUUAGUGGUAAUUUGAAUUUUGAGAAAUUCUUGAAAACAAAUUGUAUAAUGAGUGGUGAUUUGGUAAUCGAAGAAAAAACUUCUAAAUUUAGUAGUAAAAUAUCUAGAAUUUAUGAACCAUUUGAAAUGAGUGGAGUAAACUUUGAAAACGUUUAUUUCGAAAUUAAAUUCGAUUAUUCAAAUAAUUCUGAUAAAGAAAAUAAAGAAAAGACUACAACUUUGACAAAAAGCAAAAAAUUAAAAAAGAGUAAAUACAAAUUGAAAGGAACUGUUAAUCUCUGUUUCUUAGAUAAAUCAAUAAAAUUAACAGGAGAUAUACUAUUUCUGAGAGGCACACCAUGCGUUAGCAGGGUAAUACUUGAAAAAGAAGUUAGUAUUAAACAUUUACUCUCUGUAAUAUUUUCCAAGGAUCAAGAUUGGCCUCAAGAAUUCCCAGACAUUUCUUUUAGUGAUGGUGAACUAUACUACGCAGUCUUACCCUAUAAUGAUAAUUCGAAUGAUAAUUCGGAUAAUUCAUCUAAUGUUAAAAAAAUUGAGAAAAAGAAUGCCGGUAAAAAGAUUUAUAAGAAAGGGUUUAACAUGAAGGCUCGCUUAAAUUUAUUUGGAAAAAGCUUUAUGAUCACAGCUAGUAUUAAUAAUGGACAAGAAAUAAUAAUCGAAGCAAUUCGUGACGAAAGAGAAUCUGAGAUAGAUCUCAAAUUUGUCAUAUUAAGUGAUUAUAAAUUAAUGAUACAAAAAAAUCUUAAUAAAAUCAUCAUUAAGAUGAAAGGAUUAGAAGGUUUCAUCAAAUCUAAUGAAUAUAUUUUUGGAACAAAACCAACGCUUGAUGUAUAUUGGUCUAAAAAGGAUGGAUUUGUUAUUACUAACUGGCCGAUAAUUAUUGAUAAAUUAAUUUGGAAAGCAAAAGAUUUUGCAAAAUUAAUUAAAGAAAUUUCGAGGUCUGCUCUUUGUACAACAAUUGAUGAACUUGAAUUUAAUGAAGAAUUUGAAGGAAAGUUUGAAAUAGAAUCAAAACAACAUCUUCCUAAAAGUCCAGAAAAGGCCUUUUCUCUUGAUUUGAGUGGACAUUACGUAAUUACCAUCAAAGUUUUAAACAAAGAACCAACUAUUAUUGACAUUCCCAUAACAUCUUUCCGAUUUGAUAUAGACUAUCCAAACCCAAAGGUUGAUGAUAUACCAAAUUAUUUGAUAAACUUUUUAGAAAAUAAUCUUAUUAAAUCACUUUUGGGUGAGUUAUUAACAAAUUCUGAAAAAUUAGCCAACUUCUUGAGUGCGCUAGCAGAAAUUACUAUCUUGAAUUUAAGUAAAUCAGCUAUAACCGGAUUUAUUUGCAAAGGAAUUGACAAAAUUAGUCAUUAUAUACGAAAAAAAUUAAAAAUGCGUGCCAAUAAAAUUGCAUUAAGUAAAAAAAUCAAUGAACCAGAGUUAAUUAAUGGUAUAAAUAAACUUAAAAAUUUAAUGUCAUUAAGUGAAGUAGCUUCAGAAGCUGCGUUGCUAUUCGCCACAAUUUCUGGAAAUUUAAGCAUCAUCACCGAAUUGAUUCUCUGGCUCACAGUAGAUCUCAAAGAACUCUUUGGUGGUAAAAAAUCAAAAGGUGAAAAAUACUUGGAUGAUAAAAAAAGUGAUCUGGAAAAAUAUAAACAAGAAAUAAAAAAUUUAGUAGGUGAAUUUUUGAAUAUGAAGAAUUCUCUUCUAAGAUUAGAGUUUAACUCUGAAAACCGAUUGAAUAUUAAUUGGUGUCUUCCGACCAAAGUAAAAGAUUAUAAAAAAACUAGUGAAAUUGAGUAUGAUUUGCUGAUUGAAACCAAGAGCACGGGUAAACCACGGAAAGAAACAGUGAUUGGAAGAUUGGGUUAUAUGUUGACAGAUAAUGAAUUAAUAAUGUCCAAUAUGGUUACAGUUACAGUAACCGCAGCAAUUUGUGUUUGCAAAAUUCGUUGCUUAGGAUUGGAAUCAAAAACUAAAAGCGUUUAUCAUAAAGUUACGUUGCCUCCACCAAUUAUAUCCAAAACCGAUUAUAACUCACAAAGCAAGAAGCUCAAUAUAAUUAUUACUUCCAAUAAAUGUGACAGUUUGGAAUACUUUUAUGAGUUAUUCAAUACAUGUAAUAGUCAAUCGGUCUACAGCAAUACUAUUGGCGCAAGCACUGAAAGCAAAGAUACCAGAUUGAUAAUAGAUACUACAGAACUAAAUGGAGACGGGGGAGUUUAUAUAAUUCGUUUACAAUCUCGAGCAUCUGGUUGGCAAGAUAGUAUAUUUGUAUCAUCUAAAGAAAUGUCGAGAAUGUCACCUCCUGAGUCGGUCACGUUCAAAUAUGAUUCAAACACUGAUAAAAUUUUGAUUUCAGUGAAAGAAUCAAAAGAUACACGACAUUUACUCGGGUAUGCCUAUUUAGUAAAAAACAAAAAAAUUGUUUAUUCUUCACCACCUGAACACAUCACGCCCUUGGUAAAUUUACCAGAAUUAUCAUUAGAUACCAUUAGACGAUUUACAACGAACCCUACUGAACCACACUUUAUUUGCGUUAAAGCUUUUACCAAAGACACGAAUUGGAUGGACUCUAGCUAUAUUUCAUCUCAAGAAUUUUUCAGAUUUCUUCCUUGUACAGAUAAAAUUGAAGGAAAAUAUAAUUCAGAUUCUAAAAUCCUUACAAUCUCAUGGAACCCUAUCAAAGAUUCUUUGCAUUAUCGAGUUAUUUUGCAUGCUUCCUUUCCAACCGAUCCAAAUGAUUCGAAUUAUAAGAAGAAAUAUAUUAUCAAAUCUGUCUCAACAAAAUCAAUACCUUUAAUAACAUUCAAUAUCAUGGAACUUGAAAACGAUAUUAAAAAAAUACUUUCUUUGACAACAAAUCGAAUUUUAAAUUACGAUAUUACUGUUCAAGGAAUUAAUGGAACGUCAAUCAAAAGGUUAAACGGAUUAUUAAAGGCUGUCCGUUUUGUUCAACUACCAAGUCCUACUAAUGUCAAAAUCAAUAAAGAUUCAAACAAACUAAUGGUUACCUACAAACCUAUUUCUCUUUCAAGUCAAGAUUUAAAGAACUUUAAAGGAUAUAGAGCGAUGAUAUAUAACAUACGACCAUCAAAUAAAGUAUUAGUGGAUCAAUCAGAUUUUACAACUUUGAACUUUGUUGAAUUUGAUCUCAGCAAAAUCAAAGCAAAUGAAAUUUAUCAAGCUCAAGUAUAUGCUGCUUCAUCGAGUGACCAAAUGAUUGACAGUUUUCCAGAAAAGUCGAAAGAAACAAUAGAGCGUUUACCUCCGCCGAAAGAUUUACAAAUACGGUAUAAUAUGUACGAUGAUAAAACACCUUUUCACAUAUAUGGUACCGUUGAUCCCAAAGUAAGUAAAUGUAUGGUUGGUAUUAAAGAUGAAGAAACAGGUCAAAAAAUAGAAUCACCAUAUUCGAUAAUCCCAUCAAAAGACCAAAGUAUAUUUGUUAAAUUACCAUCCCUUAAUUCACAUGCUAAAAUAUAUGCCUAUGCAAGAUCUAUUGGAACCGAUAGACAAUUUGAUAGUAUUGAUAUAAAAUCUGAAACUGCAAUUCAUAAAUAUAAAGCUCCUGAAAAUGUCCGACAUGAAGUAAAAGAUAAUAAAUUUGUCGUAAAUUAUCUAGUUCGAUAUCGAGGUCGUUAUUCUGUCCAAGUUAUUGAUACUGCUCAAGAAAGAAUUCCAGAGUAUGACACUGCUAAAUUUAUCGCUAGCGAUUGGCAGAUAUCUGAAAGUAAGCCAUUAUCAAUUAAUCGUAUCUGGGCUAUUUCAGAUGAUUUUAAUACGGAAGAAAAUCCUAGUCCACCGUGGUCUUAUGGUGAAAAAAUUUUAGAAAGUUUAAAAGGUUCUGAAGAUUUUGUAAUUUCCAAAUUUGUCCUUUUCAAACAAUUAGAUAACGUUCAAAAUGGUUCUGGAUUAGUAGUUUGGAAUUCUGGUAAUCAAGAUUAUAAAUAUCGUGAUAAAAACUCUUGUAUUUAUUACAAUCCAGAAUUAAAUCCCAUAAUUAUCAAGUUUGAUGAAGAAUUCGAAGAAAUUUUAUUUCAACCUAAAAAUAUUUUAAUGAGAUCACCUACAAAUUUUAUAAGUAAUAAAAGGUGCAAUAUCAGGUUUACUGCGCCACAGAAAGGAUCUUAUUACAUUAAUGCAAGGUUUUAUGCAAUAACUUCAAAAUAUAAAAAAGCAUACGUCUAUAUAAUUCAUAAUGAUGAUAAUCGUAUUUGGGAAAAUGCAAUUUCUAAGGGAGAUGUUAAAACCAUAGAAAAUUUAUACCCUGUGUUAAAUAAAUAUGAUACGAUUGAUUUUAUGACAGAACCUGGCACUGAAAUAUUUUUAGAAGCACAAAUUAAAUUAUUUAAACCAAAACCAGCGAGAAAUCAUCCAAAAACCCUUGUAGCAGAACGUCUCAUAUUUCCACUUCAACAAGAAAAUCAACAAUUAAAUUUUGGUAGUGAUGAUUCAGAAAAAUUUGUUGGUUCAAUAUUAGGACCGUUUAAAGAUUCAUUUCCUAAUCCAACACCUGGUUAUAUUCGUGAGUUCAUAAUACGUAUAAUUUAUUUUAAAGAACGUCAUGAAGGAGAUUCUAAUUUUGAGAUUAGAUUUAAUACGUCUGAGAAACCAGUUUUUAAAUUAAAACCUUCUGGGAUGAAAUUAGAUUAUAAGGAGUGUUUACAAUCAGAUCCUAUUAGAUUUGGUAAUGGUUUGUCUAAGGAUAUAGAUCGAUCCAAUGGUGAUUGCUAUGUAAGAUAUAUACAAGAUGUACAAAAUACUCGGCUUAAAAAUAAACAAUCCACGAGAGCGACAAUCUAUCGGAUUGAAAUUGAAGCGCACGAUAUUUUACCGCCUAUGGCUGAAUUAUUAAACGAUGAUUUAUCGGAAAUUCAAGCUCAACCCACUCUUGGCUAUAAGGUUGGCGAAAGGCACAUUUUUCCAAUAGAAUUAAGCAAUACUAAUUUUAAAAGUGAGAAUAAUAAUUCUCGGCAGAAAGUUAUCGCAAAUUUAAACAAUCCAUUUGGGUCAUUCUUUGCAGAUCCACAGGAAGAUUAUAUCAGAAAAUAUCGACUUCGUUCUAUUUAUAAAACAUGGAAUUUGAAAUUUAAAAGUAAUAUAUUUGUACGAUUUAAUGUGCAAGAUAGAGUAAUGGCAACAUUUACACUUCCAGUAUUAUCGAGUUCUCAGGAAAGUAAUGUACUCAAGUUUUCUGAUGAACAUCUUUUUGAAGAUGGUCAUAUUCCCCAAGAUGAUAUGACCGUUACUAUUGAAUGGGAUUCAAUCAAAUUCGACAAUAUUCCUAUCAAAUUUUAUGAUCUGGUUUUAGAAGCAUACGAUUUCCCGACCUUCAAUUCACCUCCAAGAUUACCACUACAUUCUAUUCUAGCUGGGGAAAGACUAAUAUUUUCGAGUAGUCAUGAACCAAUAAAAUUUCCUGAUCCACAAUUUAACCAUAUUUUGUAUAUAGUAUCACCAUUUAAUGGUAAUAUUUCGAGCCCACCACAAAAUUGGAAAAGAAUGUAUAGAAUUAGGAUAAUAUAUUCAGAUAAAGGACCAAAUUAUGGAGAUUAUAUAGAAAUAAGUUUUCAAACAAGAUCCAAUCCAAUAUUUAAAUUCUCAAGAUCGAAAAAAACGCGUGAUAUCAUUAAAAAUUCUUGCGAUUACAGUUGUUGGUAUCAAUUCGGUACUGGAGUGACAGAAUCGAUUGACAAGGAUGAUGGUGAAGUUUUUAUAAGGUUUAAUAGCAAAGAAUGUAAUAGCGUAACCAUUUAUGAACUUGUUUUAGAAGCGUAUGAUUAUUUAGUAUAA
This is a messenger RNA of Dentiscutata erythropus, 9705 nucleotides long. The record is from the annotation of a GenBank genome assembly. NCBI's taxonomy places the organism in Eukaryota, Fungi, Glomeromycota, Glomeromycetes, Diversisporales, Gigasporaceae.